Armigeres subalbatus is the source of this 931-nucleotide messenger RNA. Its product is annotated as probable RNA-binding protein 18. The coding region runs from base 175 to 765 and encodes 196 amino acids. Gene Ontology annotation, molecular function: RNA binding. The transcript is spliced from 4 exons. The record is from RefSeq and is a predicted model, not a curated record. NCBI's taxonomy places the organism in Eukaryota, Metazoa, Arthropoda, Insecta, Diptera, Culicidae.
GGUGUUAUCGACAUAAAAAGUAUUUUGUUUUCGCUAAAAUCAGGCUAACCUGCGCUAAAACGAAUGAAAAUGUUUUCCUAACUAAAUAAGUUUUAUUUUCUUUCGUUUCAUAAAAAAAGUGCAUUUUAUCGGUAAUUUUAAUAGCCACAUUAUUAGUAAAUCGAAGGUUUAACCAUGGCUGAGUUCCUUCCGCAGGACGAUCGUAGACUUUGGAUCGGAAAUCUGGACAGCCGCGUUACCGAGUAUCAACUAUUGAAAAUUGCGCAAAAAUGCGGCAAAAUCGAAAAGUUCGACAUGCUUUUCCACCGAUCUGGGCCGAUGGCCGGAUAUCCCCGAGGAUAUGCUUUCGUGACCUUCGAGAGGCAAAGGGAUUCAGAAACUGCCUUGGAGGUGCUCAAUGGUAAACUAGUGGGAGACAAGCACAUGGUGGUCCGGUGGGCGAAAAAUGUCAACCGGGACGAAAUGGAGAAAACCAAACCGAAGUUGCAAAUUCCGGCACUAGCAGGUGGCUCGAAGGCCGGUCCCAGUGGACCGAUGAGUCAACAAACCAAAAUUCAGGCCCUGGAGGCAAAAUUAAAAAUGAUGGAAAGCAGGUCGGAUGAUUUGGUUAUCAACAAGUCGUCCACAGGGGAACGACCCAUCAUCGAGAAGUAUCAGUACAAUAAGAAUCAACCCCAGCAGCGGCAGGAUGCUUCGAAAAUGAAACGUGGAUCGUCACGAGGUGGUGGAAGGAGCGGGCCGUACAAAUCGAGUAGGUUUAAGUAAGGGGGCGCGUGUAAAGGCGUAAAUAGAUAGCAACAAUUGUGUCGGAGAUUUCUUUCGCAACUAUCUCGUAGUUCUUAAGCAUACGUGUGAUUUUUUUUCUUUAGAUUUAAUUUUAAAUAUACUUAGACAACGAACUAAUCUACAAAAUAAAACGAAAAAAUUGUAA